GUGGCAGUCGUCGUGUCGUAAAGCUGGUAACGCCAACUGAAUUUUGCCACUAUUUUAUUCUUCGUUCUCUUCUAGUGAUCAGAAUUAUAAGAUAAUCAGUAAAUUUUUUUUAAAUCGUUCUUCUGUAAUCUUCUCCAAUAUUAUGUGUCAGGAUCUCCUAUGUAAUCAAUAAUAUUGACUCUCUUGUAGUGUAAUUAGUGCAAUAACACAAGUGAUUUUAUAAACGAUAAAGGUUAGUUUUGUAGAGCCCUUGUCCUCUUGUGUCUACGUUCGUUCAUUGCACAUUUUGCGGUGGAUGGUUUCUCUUAAUCAUUCAGCAAGAUCUUAGUUUCAUUUUCAAUCAAUUUAUUGCUGAUUCGUCGUUUCUUUUACUUAUUCUAGCUUCGAAAAUGACUGCAUCAAGACGCUUACAAAAGGAACUCAUCGACAUUCGUGCAUCAGGAAUGAAAUCAUUCCGGGAUAUUCAGGUCGAUGAAUCAAACGUGCUUUCCUGGCAAGGACUGAUUGUGCCAGAUAAUCCUCCAUUCAACAAGGGUGCGUUCAGAAUUGAGAUAACUUUCCCGGCUGAGUAUCCGUUCAAGCCACCCAGGAUAAACUUCAAGACAAAGAUUUACCAUCCGAACAUCGAUGAAAAAGGCCAAGUCUGCUUGCCGAUCAUAAGUGCUGAGAAUUGGAAGCCUGCUACUAAAACUGAUCAAGUUAUUCAGGCACUUGUGGCCUUGGUUAACGAUCCGGAGCCAGAACACCCUCUGAGAGCUGAACUGGCCGAAGAAUAUUUGAAGGACCGUAAGAAGUUUGUCAAAAAUGCGGAGGAUUUCACAAAAAAGCACAGUGAGAAGAGGCCGUCUGAUUAGUAUGCAAUUGAAAGAGCAUUUGAACUGAGCUUAUCUCACCUUAAAAAAAUUGUGUAUAUUCUCAUCAUUACUCUCUUACAUUUUAGUUUAUGAUGUUCGAAAUAGUUCAUUAUGGGGUGAUUUUUACUUUGUUAGUAGGCUCGAGUUCAAAUUAUAUCCUGAUGAUUUUACAUAAUCAUACUCAUGAUGAUCAUCAUCAUAUUUUACUAAUGUGCAGUGCUUUUAAUCUAAAUUUACUGAUCCAGUCAUCUGCAUUGUUUUAUCAUCAAAUAAUUAUAAUUCUUGGAAAAACUUUCUAUAAUCAUUUUCUACCUGUUAAGCGUGUAUUUUUCAGUUUAUCAGAAUCAGAAGGAAAAUACUAUAAAGUUUGAAGAUAUUUAUAAAUUAGGUGUGCUCUAUAAAGACUUUCAGACUAUGAGUUGUAAAAAAUAUAAACAUUUCAAACGGUUUUAUAUGACUUUCCAAGUUCCUCUAUGAUUGCACACAUAAAUCAUUUCAAGCAAAUUAAUUCAAUAAGUUACAGAGUUCCUUGAAGAUUGUUACUGAGCUUAUUUUGAAUUGAGUGUUGAUUAUUUUUGAUUUCCAAUUAUUCCUAUACCAUUUUCAAUUUUGACAUUUCUCAGCAUUACAGUUCAAACCUCCAUGCAAAUAACUUCAUUAAUCUUCUUUUUUAAUUCAUUAAUUUCUUUAAACUUUGUCAUCAAACAUUUCUCAGACGAGCUUUGAGCAAGCUAUUAUGUCGGGCAUUCAGUGAAUUUUCUUGAAAAAUGUAAUCAAGUUUGAAGAUAUUUAUAAAUUAGGUGUGCUCUAUAAAGUAUUUUUAUCCUUUUAUUCUGUAAAAUGAAUACAUUUUUUCAGUCAGUUUCAUCACUCUCCCAUUUGAUGUAAUAUCCUAAUUUGAGAUGUUUAAUACUUACUACUAAUUUGAGCCUACUAUUUUCUUGAUUAUAGUAAACAUUCUUGAUAUUUUCGCAUUGAAAAGUUUUCGAAUAAGCAUUUCUUAUAUUAAGUUUAACAUCGUUCAUUAUAUCUAGAUAAUAUCUUAAAUAUACAUUUUUUUAGAACUAUGAUUUCUUGAAACUAAUACAUUUUCAUGUGCAAGGUCACAAUAAUUGAUAUUAAAAGAAUUAUGUUUGAUAUUUGAGUUGAUGUUAUAGAAUUAUUGAUGGCUGAGCAAUAUAGCUCCAUUUCAUAAUCUACUAUUAAAAAGUUUUGUACGAAAAUGUAUGGAAAUAUGAUAAUUAAAUAAUCCAAGCAAGUUGUUUUAGUUGAUAAGGGCCUCUUCAACCUCAAUAGAGUAAUUGACCAAUCAGGUGAGAUAAGUUCCAAUUAUUUGUUGAAAAAGUGUAAAAUAAUCAUGAAUAAAAAUUCAUAAAUCCGCGGUUACUAUUAUCAUUCUUUGAAUACUGGAAACAAUAUUGUAUAUGAGUUGGUACAUAAAUUCUUACUUAUCAAAAUAUAUUCAUGAUAUUGUAUUUUUUCAGAGAUUUGAUUUCCUUCGAUUGUGUAACGAUAACUCAAGAUUGAAUUGUUCAAGUUUUGUGUACCAUGUUAUUUAAAAUAAAUGUUUAAAAUAUUGUA
Molecule: messenger RNA, 2435 nt
Organism: Nilaparvata lugens (brown planthopper)
Lineage: Eukaryota; Metazoa; Arthropoda; Insecta; Hemiptera; Delphacidae
Product: ubiquitin-conjugating enzyme E2 L3
Exons: 4
Coding region: 390-854 (154 amino acids)
Source: RefSeq, a predicted model, not a curated record